GGAGGGGGUGGUUCAUCGAGCAGUGGCAGUGUUAUUGGAGUGUCGGGUGGGGGGACCGCAAGUUCCGAAUGUGGUUCCGAGGAGAUUGACGAGGAUUGCGAUGAGGGCAGUGAUGAAAUUGAUGAAUCCAAUUCAAGUGGUCAACAAGAAAUGAACGGUGAUUCGUUAUGCUCGAGUAAACUCGAUGAGCUGUCUGCAUCAGCCAAGAGGCGCGGUCCGAGGACAACAAUUAAAGCGAAACAAUUGGAUACUCUGAAAGCAGCAUUCGCGUCAACACCGAAACCAACGAGGCAUAUUCGAGAGCAGUUGGCUCAGGAGACAGGCCUGAAUAUGCGAGUUAUACAGGUUUGGUUUCAAAAUCGUCGAAGUAAAGAGAGGAGAAUGAAACAGCUACGCUAUAGCGGAUAUAGACCGUCGAGAAGGAAUCGUGGCGGAAAUCGGGAAGACUUAUGCGGUCAGGCUGGCGAUUUAUUUCCGCAUGAUGCAAAUGGCGAGGCAUAUUUUGGUCAGCCGGGGAUAUCGUUCUAUUGCGAGAGUGGAUAUGCACCCCCGCAACCUGAUGGCACUCAGCAGACUGCUUUACCACAUCCUUCGUUUAUUAUGCCACCUGAUGCACAUCACUUACAUAUGGAUCCUUCUAAUAAUGAAUCGCCAUUCCUCGAAGAUAGUCUUCGACCGCCACACAGUUCACCGAAUAUGCCGUUAGCUGCACAGGUUGAUAUUUAA
Anisakis simplex (herring worm) is the source of this 726-nucleotide messenger RNA. NCBI's taxonomy places the organism in Eukaryota, Metazoa, Nematoda, Chromadorea, Rhabditida, Anisakidae. The record is from the annotation of a GenBank genome assembly.